AACAAACCGUUUCGUCGGGUUCGUUUCGUUCGUUCGUUCGAGGUUCGUGGUGGUCUCAGGUCUCCUUCUCUCUCUAUCUUUGUUUUAUAUUUUAAAACACGGCAAAGUCCAACAAAAGUAAAUUUAUUAUAAAUAUAAAAAUUAGUUAAAAUUAUAUAAAGUUUAGAAUUGUGAACUCGAAGUCGAUCUUAAUUCGUACAAAGAAAGUAAAUUAGCAUAUUUUUAUCUUGAUAUUUAAUUUUUGUACGUCUUCAAUUGGAAUCAUCUCAAAGUGCACUCAAAGUGCGGUUCUUGAAUCGUGUUUUUCUUUUUGCGAAGAGUUAGUGGAGUCUUUCGUCCUCUUGGAAUAGAAGCAACACACAGAUUUUCAAAGCAUUCUUGCUUCAACAUUAAGAACAACCUCAUCGUCGUCGGUCGUCGUCUUCGUCAUCAUCUUUUCUCCAACGAGCUCCAAUCUAACCAAACAGCUCUAAAGCUAACAUCAGCAUUCGGCAUAUUAAACUGAAACUGAAACUCCACCUCAUUCAUAUCGAUUGUGUCUCGGUUCGGCGCGAUUUUUUUUUUCCUGUCUUGGAGGAAGAUAAUAACAAAGUGAAAUAAGAAAAGUAAAUAAAAUUAUUUGAUAAAAUUAAUUUGUGAGAAAUAAAAUAAAAGUAAAACACAAAGAUGUCGACGCUAAGCAACAAAUUCAAAACUCUUUCUGUUGAGGAAAAAGCUGAAAUUCAAGAAAAGUUCACAGACAUCGAUACAAACAAAGAUGGCUUCAUUGAUUUGUCCGAACUUAAAGAAGCUCUCGAUCAAGUAGGGUUCAAAUUAGCUGGCUAUCAAGUUCGUGAAAUGAUCGAUGAAUUCCGCAACAAACAAAGAACCACCCAUGCGGGUAAACUUAAUUUAGAAGAAUUCGAAAGUCUAUGCUUGGAUUUGAAAUCAAAAGAUGUUGCGAGCACUUUCAAAACAGUUGUCUCGAAAAAAGAGAAUCUUGAAACAUUGGGUGGUAUGUCAUCAAUUUCAUCCGAAGGAACAACACAUUCGGUUCGACUCGAAGAACAAUUGGCCUUUUCCGAUUGGAUAAAUUCAAAUCUUGGACAUGAUGUUGAUUUGAAACACUUACUACCAAUCGAUCAGGAAGGCAAGCAUCUGUAUUUAUCGAUUAAAGAUGGUAUCCUGCUGUGUAAAAUUAUCAAUCACUCCUGCCCGGAUACAAUUGACGAACGUGCAAUCAAUAAAAAAAGCCUAACUGUCUACAGGGAAUUUGAGAAUUUAACACUGGCUUUGGUUUCGUCACAAGCUAUUGGUUGCAAUAUUGUUAAUAUCGAUGCUCAUGACUUGGCGAAAGGAAAACCACAUUUGGUUUUGGGAUUGUUGUGGCAAAUCAUUCGAAUUGGUUUGUUUAGUCAUAUCACUUUGGAUAGUUGUCCUGGUUUGGCUGGACUUUUGUUCGAAGAUGAACGUUUGGAGGAUUUGAUGAAACUUUCGCCAGAAGCUAUUCUCCUGCGUUGGGUUAAUCAUCAUUUAGAAAAGGCUGGAAUUUCGAGACGUUGCACCAAUUUCCAGAGUGAUAUUGUCGAUUCAGAAAUCUAUUCACAUUUGUUGAAACAAAUAGCACCAAAUGACUCUGGAGUCACUGUGGAAGCUUUGAGAGAAUCCGAUUUAUCAUCAAGAGCUGAGAUAAUGUUGCAACAAGCUGCAAAAUUGAACUGCCGUAGUUUCUUGACACCCCAAGAUGUUGUAAAUGGAGUUUAUAAAUUGAAUUUAGCCUUCGUUGCCAAUUUGUUUAACAAUCAUCCAGGAUUAGAUAAACCAGAAGAAAUCGAGGGUCUCCAGACAAUCGAAGAAACCCGAGAAGAAAAAACUUAUAGAAAUUGGAUGAACUCAAUGGGUGUAGCUCCACAUGUCAACUGGCUUUACUCUGAUUUAGCUGAUGGUUUGGUGAUAUUCCAAUUAUUCGAUAUAAUCAAACCAGGCAUUGUUAAUUGGAGUAAAGUACACAAGAGAUUUACUCCACGAAAGAAGUUUAUGGAAAAAUUAGAAAAUUGUAAUUAUGCUGUAGAAUUGGGCAAACAACUGAAGUUCUCAUUAGUCGGAAUUGCUGGACAGGAUUUGAAUGAUGGAAAUGCCACUUUGACAUUAGCUUUAAUCUGGCAAUUAAUGCGCGCCUACACUCUGUCGGUUCUGUCACGCCUAGCCAACACUGGUAAUCCAAUAAUUGAAAAAGAAAUUGUCACAUGGGUGAAUGAAAAACUUACUGCUGGAGGCAAACAAACUAGUUUAAGAAACUUCAAUGAUUCCGCAAUUGCUGAUGGCAAGAUAGUUAUUGAUUUGAUUGAUUCAAUAAAACAGGGAAGCAUAAACUAUGAUUUAGUGCGACACUCUAACACUGAAGAGGAUAAUCUUGCCAAUGCAAAAUACGCAAUUUCAAUGGCCCGCAAAAUUGGAGCACGUGUCUAUGCCCUGCCUGAGGAUAUCACAGAAGUGAAACCAAAAAUGGUAAUGACUGUGUUUGCGUGUCUAAUGGCCAUGGAUUACAUUCCCAAUAUGGAUAGUGUACAAAACAACAUUAACAGCAAUUAAGUAAAAGUUCCCAAAAAACAAACAGAAAAUAAAAACAAGCAAUACAUGUAUUUUUUAUUAUAAUCUUAAAAAAUAAGAUAAAAAAAUUAACUUGGAUUUUAAGUAUACAACAACAAAACAACAAAAACAAAAAAAGAGAAACCCCAUUCUCGUCCAUAUUUACUUAAAUUAAAUUUUCUUUGCUGACGACUUGGAGUAUUAUACGUCACUUCCUAUUUACCAAUCAGGAAUUGGUAUAUUUCCACCAAGUCAAGCAAACAAACAUUAGCAACAAAAAUUAAAACAAACAAUUUAAAUCUAAACAAAACACCUUUUAUUAUUAUUGUUUAUUUUUUAGUAUUUUAUUAUUUUUUCUUUUUUAAAUUUUUUUAAGAAGAAAUUGAGAAAAAAAAUAAACAAAUGUAACCUAAUUUUAUGUAGGUGCUGUAAUUAUUAUUAUAAUUUUUAUAUAUAAUUAUACAUAUAUAUAUUUAAAGUGAUUAUUUAAAUUAUGUAUUAAAUUGUGAACAUAAUGUAUUUUUUAAAUUUAAUUUUAAUAUUAAACAAAAAAGAAAAGAAAAAAAACUAAACAAAACUUUUAAUUGCUAAGCAAAAUGAUGACCUUUUUUUAAAAACAACAUAAUUUAAUAACACAACAUAACAACAACAAAACAGUAAAAACAUACACUCUAUGUACAAUAUUGUUCAGUUUUGAUGUAUUAAAGAAAAAGCUUGAACGCUUACAAUUAGGUACAACAAUUGUUUUUUUAUUUUUUAAUAUAUUUUUUAAACAAAAUACAAUUUGAUUGGUUUAAUGAGUUGAUAAGUUGGUAUGCAUUAUACAUCUUGGAAUUCUGAAAUAGCUAAACAAAUUAUCAGGAAAACUUUAUAAGGUAUACAAAAGAACUAGAUUUUUCUUCUUCUUCUAUCUAUGGCCAGCUAAGCUAUCAUAGCAAGAUAACUCUAGAAUGUGUUUUAUCAGCUAUUAAACUGAUGUAAAUCUUCUUUCUAUUUAAAAUUUUCAAUAUAACUUUCAAAACCCAAAAAGGGCAGAUAUUUCAUUCUUCAAAAUGUUGCCUUUAAAGUGAUUAUACGAGUACAGCUGGUUUCAGUUUUCGAUAUUUCGAUUGAUUUUAAAAAUGUCUUCAAAUCAAAAAUCCUUAAAGAUGAUAAUUAUAUCGCGAUAAGUUUUUUUUUUGUCGAUUUUAUUUCGAUGUAAAUGCAGGAUCAAGUUGAUAACAAUUGGAUUUGUAAAAUGUUCGCUUAAGAGUAAACUUUUGAAUCGCUAUAAAUAGUGAACUUAUUCUGGGAUAUCUCACACACAAAAGCAGAAAAUGGCUAAAAAGUAUGAAAUUGUUUCCCUUUUGUUUUGUAGGGGGAAUGAGAACAACACUAAGUAGUGCCUAAUUGCUGCUUUCAGGCAAUUGUUUCGAUGCAUUUCCCCUCUUCAUAAGUCAGAGUUUCAUUCGAAAUUGACUUUUAGUAGUACACUCAAGAGAUUUCGAAAUUACAAACAUUCUAUAGAAUUAUUUUGCGAUCAUGCGAAUAGAUUUGUAAAUCCAAACUUCCUGGAUUUUAUUCCGUUUACGUUUAAAUAGAUAAUUUUUCUGAAAAUGUCGCUUUGGAAAUAAAAUACUUGUAAUUUCGUUUUUUGAAAGCUUUUUGCUCAUCUAGACUCCAUGAAAAAAAAAAUUAAAAUUCUAGAUGAUGAAAGAUUCUAGCAAUUUAUCAAGUAGCAAAGAAUAGAAACAUUCCCAAAGAAUAUUUUAAUCCCCGAUAAGUACUUUUACUUAUCCUUCCAACUAUCAGAGCGAAACCAAUUGCGGCCUAAAGUCCAUCAAGAAUUGGUAUAUUCGCCUUUCGGCCUGUUAUUCUCAUUUGGACUUAUGAGUUAACGCGUGAGAAAACUUUGUUUAUACGCAACUUUUGUUUAUGUUCCGUCUAUCUUAUAAAAGUUUUUUGGCAAAUAUUUAAAGUAUUUUUUAUAUAAGGAAAUUGUUAUACAUUGGAAUUAGAACUAAGUAGAUCUUAUAACAUAAUCUUCAACCAACUAAAAUGAACAUUUUUCGAAAGUAUAACGGUUUUGAUUGAAACGGAUAUGAAAACAGGGCUGUUUGCUUACCUUAAAAACUUUUCAAAAAGGGAAAAUAAGCUACAGGCUGAAUGCUUAUGAAAAGACGUACUUUUUCGAAUUGACAAAUACUUAAGACCAUUAAACACAUCCUUUAAAUUUGUAUGAAC
Molecule: messenger RNA, 4791 nt
Organism: Eupeodes corollae
Lineage: Eukaryota; Metazoa; Arthropoda; Insecta; Diptera; Syrphidae
Gene: Fim
Product: plastin-1
Exons: 6
Coding region: 667-2571 (634 amino acids)
Biological process (GO): actin filament network formation; actin filament bundle assembly
Cellular component (GO): actin filament bundle; actin filament; cytoplasm
Molecular function (GO): actin filament binding; calcium ion binding
Source: RefSeq, a predicted model, not a curated record